Messenger RNA from Psylliodes chrysocephalus, 2664 nucleotides. The record is from the annotation of a GenBank genome assembly. NCBI's taxonomy places the organism in Eukaryota, Metazoa, Arthropoda, Insecta, Coleoptera, Chrysomelidae.
CAUGGAGAACAGGAUCCUCUACUACAACUUCAACUUGAGGAGCUUCUAUUUCAUCAUCGCUUUCGAUAACUUUAAUAGCCUUUUUACCUCUUCCGCGUCCUCUACCACGUCCUCGGCCUCUGCCUCUACCGCCCCUUCCUCUGCCCCGACCUCUUUUUGGUGCUUCAUCCAUUUUAGAUUUCAUAAAAACUUUUUUAUUAAUAUACUUUAAACGAAAAUGAGGGCGGCUAUUAAUUUAUAAAAUAUUCUAAAUAAACGUUCUUUACAGUUUAUUUAUAAUAAAUUGAAUAAUAGAUUUACAGUUUGGAGGUUAGAUAUCAACAACUGACAAUAGUGACAUUUGACAUGACAUAAAUCACAUGAUAGAGGGAGCCAAGGAUUUUACUAUUAAAAGGUUAGCCUAGUUUAGUUGCUUUCGGUUUGCCAAGCUCCUUUGACACUUUUAACUCCAAACGACCCUUUUAGCGUUCGGUUUAGUCAGAUUAGUGACAGUUCAACACGCUUAAGUGUCAUUUAAAAGCACCCUAAAAUCUCCGCUUCUGUCCCGUUCCAGAACCUGGGGUAGUAUUCUCGAGUCACGAAUAUAGAUUCGCAUGCGAGAUUUAUGAUUUGUCUCACUUGGUUUUCGUUCAACAAAGUGAGACACUUUGUAAAACACGUAUGCGAAUGUCGGUAUUCGUGAAUACUACCCCUGGCCAAACAGAACGCUGCUUUUGUAUAAGGCAAACGGAGUAAUCCAUCUUGUUAGUGUAGUAAACCCUUGGACUUUCGUCACGUUUUCCAUGACAUGAGACAUGACAUAUGUCACUUCUUUCAAGAGCCGUUCUAGAAAUUUAACCUGUCUCAGUGAAAAUUCAGUUGAUUUCGUUUUUAUUAAAUAAUCUGAGAAGAACUAUAAAGUAAUUAUGGCUCUACACGUUCCUAAGGCCCCAGGCUUUUCUCAAAUGCUAAAAGAAGGCGCCAGGCACUAUUCUGGUUUAGAAGAAGCAGUUGUAAGAAAUAUAACAGCAUGUAAAGAAUUUGCGCAUUCAGUUAGAUCUGCGUAUGGCCCAAACGGUAUGAAUAAAUUGGUUAUUAAUCACAUCGAAAAGCAAUUCGUUACUAGCGAUGCAGCCACAAUUAUUAGAGAAUUGGAUGUUGAACAUCCUGCGGCGAAAUUAAUCAUUCUCGGUAGUCAAAUGCAAGAUUCUGAGGUUGGCGAUGGUACUAAUUUUGUGAUUAUUCUCGCUGGAGCUUUGUUAGAACAUUCUGAAGAAUUAAUACGCCUCGGUGUCACACCGACUGAAAUUGCUGAAGGUUUUGAAAAAGGUCUUGAUAAAUGUCUAGAAAUCCUUCCCAAGCUAGUCUGCUAUACAGUUAAAGAUUAUAGAAACCUUGAAGAGGUUAAGAAAGUUUUGAAAACAGCAAUUCAGUCAAAACAAUAUGGAAAUGAAGACUUCCUAGCUGAUCUGAUAGCAAAGGCUUGUGUAUCAGUUCUGCCUGAAGAAACCACCUUUAAUGUUGACAAUGUGAGAAUAUGUAAAGUUUUGGGAUCUGGUUUGAACAGUUCUCAAGUCGUGCAGGGUAUGGUGUUCAAGAGACAAGUUGAAGGAGAGAUUACAAAAGCAGAAAAGGCGAAAAUUGCUGUAUACAGUUGUGCUGUUGAUAUCCUGCAAACAGAAACCAAAGGCACUGUUCUUAUCAAAUCUGCAGAUGAGCUCAUGAAUUUCAGUCGUGGUGAAGAAGACCUUCUUGAAUUACAGAUUAAAGCUAUUGCUGAUACUGGAGCAAAGGUCAUAGUAGCCGGGGCUAAAUUUGGAGACAUGGCUAUGCAUUAUUUGCACAAAUAUGGAUUAAUGGCUGUAAGAUUAAAUUCCAAAUUCGAUCUCAGACGACUUUGCAAAACUGUUGGUGCAACUUGCCUACCUCGUCUCACAGCGCCCACAACUCAAGAACUUGGUUAUGCAGACAUUGUAUGUGUUGAGGAGUUGGGAGAUACUCCCAUCAUUUCAUUCAGAUUGGAGGGAAAAGAAUCUAAAAUAGCUACCAUUGUUAUUAGAGGGGCUACUGAUAACUACAUGGAUGAUAUAGAGCGUGCCAUUGAUGAUGGUGUCAACACAUUUAAAGGUUUGUCACGUGAUCCAAGAUUCGUACCAGGCGCAGGCGCCACCGAAGCCGAAUUAGCCGUCCAUUUAACCCAGUAUGCAGACACCCUUCCUGGUUUAGAACAGUACGCCGUGAGGAAGUUCGCUAGCGCUCUGGAAAGCUUCCCCAAAGCGUUGGCUGACAACAGCGGACACAGAUCGACCGCCGUAUUGGAGAAAAUCCUCGAAGCACAUCAAAACGGUAACAAAAACACAGGCGUCGACAUCGAUUCAGAGAACGCCAUUUGCGACGCCUUAGAAAAGGAUAUUUUGGAUCUGUACCAGGCCAAGUACUGGGGUUUGAAGUACGCCGUAGGUGCUGCGGCGACUAUUUUGAGGGUCGACCAGAUCAUUAUGGCGAAGAGAGCGGGCGGGCCGAAAGCGAGACAACCACAAGGCAGCGAUGAUGAAUCUUGAAUAUCUUAGUAAUAAAUUGUUUAAUUUCUUUUCUUGCUUUGCCUAUCACUCAGUCCCGUAUUAAUAUUUGUUACUGUAAUUUUUUUAAAUUAUUAAUAUUUCUUAACAAAUGUUGGAUGUUUAU